AUGAAGUUUGCUCAGAAUUCUUAUUUGAUUCUCCUUAUUAGUUUUUGUGUAUGCCCUAUAAACGCAUCUAAACAAAAUAGCGAACGAAACCGAGCCAAUUUGGUUAUUGGUGGGAAAAAGGUUCCUAUUGGCGGUGCGCCCUGGGCAGUUUCUAUUAUAAAAAAUCGUCAGUUAAUUUGUGGUGGCUCCUUAUUAACCAACAAGAUAGUGAUUACGGCGGCCAGUUGCAUCAAGGAUGUAGAACCAGCAAAACUUUUGGUGCGGGCUGGAACUACAGCAUUCAAAAAUGGCGGAAAACUACGUAGAAUCAAGGAGACCAUCCAUCAUCCAAAAUAUGUGGAAAACAGCCACUCUUAUAAUGUGGCUCUUCUACAUUUAUUGCGGCCGUUCAAUAGCACUGAUAAACUUGUGGGACAAGUCAAAUUGCCUGCUGCGAAUUCGGUACAGCCAUCAUCAAUAUAUAUUUUUGGUUGGGGACUAUCAAGCAAUAAAACCAGUGUGCUUAUGACGAAGAAUUUGCGUUUCACAAAAACUAAAAUAUAUUCUGAAAAGAAGUGUGCUCAAUAUCUGUAUGAGGAAGAUGACACUGAUUACGUAUUUUGUUCUGGCGAUCGGACGAAAACUUCUGAUAUCUGUACUGAUGACACAGGUAGCCCGGCAAUAUUCGAGGACAAUAUUCAGUUUGGUAUAGUAUCGGAUGGUGGAGCAUGCUCCCAAACACGUACAACAAUUUUAACUAAUCUCACCAAACAUACGAAUUGGAUUAAAAAUUUAAUAAGCGAAUUCGAGAGUGAAAAAUAAAAUGAAAAGUCUUGAUAAAAGUAAUUUGAAUUAUGACCUCAAAUUAUUUUGAACAGUUAUUUAAAAAAGCGAAUAUUUCAAUCAGAAAAAUAUAAUAAAACUCUUUGUUAUUUGUAUUAAUUGUGAAUGGUGGCGACAAUUCAAAUUGAAUAACGUAAAUAAAUUAAUUUAUUUCACUUUAACUAUUGUAUUCAUUGCAAUCGUUUUGUGAUUUGUUAUUAUUGUUAUAAUAGUUUAAGUGUUUUAACUGGUUGUUAUGAAGACAUCGGAACUCAAAAAUUAUUAAUAAUUAUAGGCGAUUCAGCGCUAGAACAGCAGAGCACUAGUUUGUUCACAAUUUGAGGUCGUCAACAGAAGUCAAGGUCAUCGUGUCUGCAGUUUCCAGCGAUUCCGGAGUGAAUAAGAGCUAAAACAAAUCAACUCGCCAGACUUUUAAAGUUAUAUGUACUGUUGUUGUUUUCAAAUGUCAUAAAGUUAAUUCAACUAAGUUAUUACUGUUUACAUUUGUUUUUCAAAUUGGCAGGGUAUUCUUCAAAUUGGGGAAACAUAGCUCAAGUAGUUGUUUACAUCUGUGAACUAAACCAAUAGAAAUACCGCGUAUAUGAUUAAUUUUGUAAAAAUUAUAAAUUAAUUAAGUUGUAAGUAAUUUAAUUUAUUAUAUUUCUAUUUUCGAAUAAAGCAUUUCCGUGUGCAGGACAUGUUCUUAUGAGGUGAGCUACAUAGCUUUCGCAUGUUUUCGCAAC
Zeugodacus cucurbitae (melon fly) is the source of this 1544-nucleotide messenger RNA. RefSeq names its product trypsin-4-like. NCBI's taxonomy places the organism in Eukaryota, Metazoa, Arthropoda, Insecta, Diptera, Tephritidae. Gene Ontology annotation, molecular function: serine-type endopeptidase activity. The record is from RefSeq and is a predicted model, not a curated record. The transcript has a single exon. Bases 1 to 801 code for a protein of 266 amino acids. Gene Ontology annotation, biological process: proteolysis.